This is a messenger RNA of Dermacentor silvarum, 1907 nucleotides long. RefSeq lists its product as uncharacterized. NCBI's taxonomy places the organism in Eukaryota, Metazoa, Arthropoda, Arachnida, Ixodida, Ixodidae. Bases 135 to 1496 code for a protein of 453 amino acids. The record is from RefSeq and is a predicted model, not a curated record. The transcript is spliced from 5 exons.
GGUUUCACAGGGCGGCGCCCCCGAGAUGGCGCCAGCGUCGAAACGACUGCUCCGCCAUGAUUCGGGUCGCCCAGCCGGACGAACGUAUGCGCGGGGAAAGCGAGGUACGAUAGCGCGGGAGUGCUUCAGUGAAAAUGGUGAACUGUGCCGUGUUUGGUUGCAACAACCACACCAAAAAGAAGCCCGGAGAUGAGAACGCAUCCGAUGUCGGCUUUUUCUGCAUCCCAAAAGUCAUCGUAAAUCAGUGCAAGCAUACGAAAGAUGUCACGGAGCGACGAAGAGCGGAGUGGCUCCGGCGUAUCAAUCGGAAAGACCUGGACAACUCUGCAACCCACUACCGCGUGUGCGGUAAACACUUCAUUUCCGGACGCCCUUCGUACGCAAUGGCUGAAACUGAUCCGGACUGGGCGCCGUCUCUGCAUCUUGGACACGGAAAGCCAAGGAGCAGCGACAGUUCACUAUCCCGACACACCAGGCAUCUAAAAAGGCUGCAAAAAAAGCACAAGCCGCUCCAGCCACUGCAACCCUGCUUAGAUGAUGACAGCGCGCUUCCCAUGCCACUGCAAUGCGAAAACGAUAAUGCAGAAGUUGAAGAGCCUGAGAUAACCAUCCAGGAAGAAUGCAGCGGUACUGAGAAGAGAGACUUUGGGCAAAACACAGAGCUAACAAUGCUUCAAAUAAAGCUGCUUGAGGAUGAAAAUAACCGUCUCCUCUCGGAAUUGGUUGACACCAAAAGCAAGCUUGGCACUCACAUGCUGACUGAAGACUGCCUCAAAGAGAAACCAGACAUGCUGCAGUUUUACACUGGGUUGCCAAGCUUUGAUCUGUUGUGGGCACUUUUCCUGCUUUUAGAAGGAAGUGUAUCUCAUACAAGCCAGAACUGCUUGACAAAGUUCCAGGAAAUGCUUGUCUUCCUCAUUCGUCUCCGCCUCAACGUGCCAUUGCAAGAUUUGGCUUACAGGUUCCAUGUGUCCCGGGCCACAAUCUCGCGAGUGAUCAACAAGUGGCUAGACGUCGCUUUCGUUCGUCUUGAACGAGCAGUAGUAUGGCCAAAACGUGAGGUCUUGCGUAAAACAAUGCCAAUGGUAUUUAGGAAAUCAUUUGGGACAGACGUAGUUGUCAUACUCGACUGCUUUGAGGUGUUUAUAGAACGACCUUCAUCAAUGCUGUUUCGAUCACAGACAUGGUCUACCUAUAAAAACCACAAUACAGUUAAAUAUCUCAUUGGCAUUGCCCCUCAGGGAAAUAUAACCUUCAUAUCACGUGGCUGGUGUGGCCGCACUAGUGACAAGGCUAUAACUGAAGGCUGCAAAGUGCUUGACAAUCUUCUACCUGGCGACAUGGUUCUAGCGGACAGAGGCUUCACGAUAUCGGACUCCGUGGGAAUACGUUCCGCUAGGUUGGUGAUGCCUGCAUUCACAAAAGGCAAGCCACAACUUUCGGCUUUCCAGGUAGAGAAAACACGCAGGGUCGCUAAUGUGCGCAUACAUGUGUAAAGGGUGAUCGGUUUGCUACGGAACAAGUUUCGCAUACUAAAGCACACACUACCCGUCGAAGUGCUCACUGCAGAUGAAGACGGCCCAACAGUGCUCGACAAAAUAACAUUUGUGUGUGCAGCUCUAGCUAACCUCUGCGAUUCCCUGGUCCCUUUUGGCUAGAUGUGUGAAGUAUUUUCAAAUGACUGGAUUGGGAAGAGUAGGAAUCAAGAUUAACGGGAAAUAUUUCAGUAGCUUACGAUUGGAAGGCAACAUCGUGCUCCUCAGCAAUGAUUAUAUCUACAUUUUUUUUACUUACAUUACCAGCAUGGUUUUGUAUUACUAUUCUGUAAUAAAAAUUCUUUUUUUCUGUGUACUUCACUGUGAUACUUCAUAUUGUUUUCUUUACUACAUACCGGGAGGUCCCUUUAA